This is a messenger RNA of Tetrahymena thermophila SB210, 789 nucleotides long. Its product is annotated as tetratricopeptide repeat protein. Gene Ontology annotation, molecular function: protein binding. Lineage: Eukaryota; Ciliophora; Oligohymenophorea; Hymenostomatida; Tetrahymenidae. The record is from RefSeq and is a predicted model, not a curated record. The transcript is spliced from 3 exons.
AUGCUUUGGAACACUUAGGAAUUAUAUCUUUAUUUGAAACAAAUAAUCUUUAAAGACAAGACGCAUUUGUUAGAUAAGGCAAGGGAUCUAUAUGAAAAGUUACUUAAAUUAGAACCUAAUAGUGUAACAAUUUUACUUAAUUUAGGUGGCUGUUACUAUAAAUUGGGAUAGUUUGAAUAAGCAAUAAAAUAUAACUAAAAUAUUUUAUCAAUUGAUCCAAAGAAUUAUUUGGCUAACUUCAAUUAAGGAAUAAUUUACUAUUAAAAAGGUAUGACUGAAAAUGCUAUUAAAUACUUUCAGAAAUCUUUUUAGUCAAAAUCUAAAUAUGGUGACGCUAUUUACAACUUAGGAAUCAUUCAUGGCUAAAAUGGAAACUUAUAAGAAGCAGAGUACUUUAAUAAGUUGGCUCUAUAAACAAAUAAUGAUCUUGCUAAGGUUUAUUAAUUGCUUAAUAUCCCAGAAUCAGACAUUAAAAUAACCUCAGAAAUAAAAGAUAUAUUUGAAAAAGUAUUGAAUGCAAAAAUUGAGCAAGGAGUUGACUUUUAUAUUUUAGCUUUUGUUUAAAAUUUGUUAGGUUACAAAGGAUAAGCAUUAUAUAAUUGUGAGAUCGCUGUAAAAUUAAAUGAAAUACUAGCCGACGCAUUUUAACUCAAAGGAUAAAUACUAAAAUAAUAAGGCUAAUAAAAAGAAGCCAUUAAAUGCUUUGAUAAAUUUCUUGAAUUAAAACCAUAUUCAACAUUCCCUAACUAAAAAAUGCGAAGAGUAUAUCAUAUUUUUUUAAAUAAAUGA